AUGGGCCGCUCACUCGUCAAAAAUGCCUUAUCCCACAAUGACCUCGUCGCCGCUGUAGGUCGCACCUACGAAAACAGCCCUGAGGCCAUGAAAGAUCUCGAAGAUGAGCACAAGAAUUGUCUCGGCCUCCUAUGCGACGUGCGAGCCCGCGAGACCGUGAAAAACGUAAUCGAUCAGACAAUCGCGCGGUUUGGGCGCAUCGAUGUGAUCGCCAAUUGCUCCGGAUACGGCGUGAUCGGGGCUUGCGAGGACCAAGACGAGUUUGACAUUCGGAAUCAGUUUGAGACCAACUUCACCGGCACAUUGAACAUGAUUCAACUGUCAUUGCCGCAUUUCCGCGAGCGAAGAGCUGGGCGGUAUCUUAUCUUCAGCUCCACGUCUGGUGCACUGGGCGUGCCGGGGCCAGGACCUUAUUGUGCGUCGAAGUAUGCUGUUGAGGGGUUGAUGGAGAGUAUGCUCUACGAAGUCGACAGUUUCAAUAUCAAGGGCACGCUUGUUGAGCCAGGACAUAUGCGCCGGGAUGAUACCGGGGACUUAGUCUCGCCCUCUGUGAUGGCUGCUGACCCCACCGAACAUAAUCUGUCGUCACCGCUGCCUUUGUACGGCCACUUUCUGGUGAAACCGCCUAGCGAACCAUAUAGUUCAUCCACAUCUCCAGCCGCACACGCCCGGCGUAUGCUGAUGUGGCUUGGAGAUAAGCAGCCUGCGUCCGCGGUGAAGGCAGCCCAUCUGGUCUGGGAGCUUGGGCACUGCUCGUAUCCACCAUUGAGGCUCAUCCUGGGAACGUAUGCUGUUGAGAGUAUUCGAGACCGAUUGAAGUGCAUUAUUGAGGAGAUUGAGGAUUGGAAAUAUCUCAGUUUCCCGCUGGGAGAGACGCAACCUGCGUCUAGUCGUGGUCGAGAAUCUACACAGGGUCGAGAAUCUACACAGCCGGAAGGGAACGAUGUUGCUGAAUGA
Molecule: messenger RNA, 957 nt
Organism: Penicillium maclennaniae
Lineage: Eukaryota; Fungi; Ascomycota; Eurotiomycetes; Eurotiales; Aspergillaceae
Exons: 1
Coding region: 1-957 (318 amino acids)
Source: RefSeq, a predicted model, not a curated record